AUGGUCUUCACAUCUCGCCAUGUCGAGCUUAACACCCCCGGUGGUUCGGACUCCGAGUUUGAAGACCUGGGGGACUACGAUAUUCCCUCAGGCGGGCUGGUCGACGAAGACGGGCGAAACGAAAACGGCGUGCGCGAGGUUGUGAUUGCCGUCAUGGGGGUCACGGUCGCGGGCAAAAGCUAUCUGAUCCGGGCCAUCACAGAGAAAGCUGUCAGGGCCGUCGAGGGCAUCACGAUGAAGUACAGGGACGUCAGCCUAACUCUCCUCGACUCGCCCGGCUUCAAGGACACAUAUCGCUCUGACACCGACGUCCUGUACGAGAUCUCGUCGUAUCUGGCCGGCACGUAUAGCCAGGGGUCCAAGCUUUCGGGCAUCAUCUACGUGCAUCCCAUCACCGACGUUAGGAUGGACGGGCCGUCGCUCCGCAGCCUGCGCAUGUUCUGA
Lasiosphaeria miniovina is the source of this 444-nucleotide messenger RNA. RefSeq lists its product as uncharacterized. Lineage: Eukaryota; Fungi; Ascomycota; Sordariomycetes; Sordariales; Lasiosphaeriaceae. Bases 1 to 444 code for a protein of 147 amino acids. The transcript has 2 exons. The record is from RefSeq and is a predicted model, not a curated record.